Messenger RNA from Caretta caretta (loggerhead turtle), 7042 nucleotides. RefSeq names its product Grid2 interacting protein (gene GRID2IP). Gene Ontology annotation, molecular function: protein binding. The record is from RefSeq and is a predicted model, not a curated record. NCBI's taxonomy places the organism in Eukaryota, Metazoa, Chordata, Testudines, Cheloniidae.
GAUGGUGAUGGGGUGUUCAGAAGCAUCUAACUAAGUUGUUUUUUCACCCCAGAUCUUACCAAUUCUGGGAAAUUUUAAAGAUCAGCUGUUUGAGUUAUUUGUGAUUUAAAAAAACCUUAAAAGGUGUUCUGUUUUGUGUAAAAGGAAAGAGCACCUUUAGGCUGAGAAUAAGCAUGGAAAGUUUUAGCCCAAAAUAAGAACUUUCAUAGAGUUGAGUGAAUGAAACCAAAGGGUUAUAACGAAAGUCAAGAAGCGACCAGGAAAGGUGUGAUGCUGAGAAUAUACAGAUUGAUAGCUUCAUGUUUUUCUAAUUGUCAAUUCAAAAACAGCCAUAAACAAUUAAGGAAAAAACCUGUCUGUUCUCAUUCAGUGACACGCUGAGCACACUCAGUGCUGUGCAGUCUCUGUCUGCCAGGGAGAAGAUGAUUUAUCUCUAUAGCAACACACCUCUCCACCAAUGGUGCAAAAAGCGCAGCAGCAAAGCAAAAUUGCAAUAUGUGGGGGGAAAAAAUUGCACUAAGGCCUUUUAUCUUAGAUGUGACAAGAUCACAAGCCAGACGAGUCAGGCAGGUUUGGGAGGGUUGGUAAGUAUUCCACUUUUAACAAGUCUGCCUCAUACUACAAGAUAGUUCAUGGAAAAUUUUUAAAAAACAGGAGGCUAUAUGCUGCUGUUAGAGAGGCAUUAGAAAAUAGAUAUAAAAACAACCCUCUUAUGCAACUUUCAGAAUCUGACUUUAAAUUAACUGUAUGAAAAUAUGUUUACUAUCCUCUAACUAUCAUUGCAUCCAAGAGAAGACAGAAGUAAACACCCCAUUUCCCCCCUUAUGUAAAAAUUAAGGUGGCAUAAGAAGCUUGUGUGUUUCAGAGGGCUCCCCCCGCACACCACUGAAGUAAACAGCAUUCAAAUUAAACCAAAGCAAAAAGGCUCUUAAAAAUGUUGCCUUUCGGUGUUAUGGAAGCAAGAUGAUAUGAAUGUGGAAAGAACUGCAUACAGACGCCAACCAUUUUGCUCCAAUGAAUACUGGCAGCAUGAAAAAAAGAACAGUGGGAUGGACGCUGACCUGCCAGAGAGCUAGAAACAGCUAUGGUGUGUUUACAACCAUGGAGGCUACCAAUCAGGGGUGGCCUGAAGAGUUUGGGUUUAAGAUAAGUGGAAAUGGUCCUUGCUACAUCCUUGCAGUAGAAGAGGGCAGCAGCGCUUAUUUAGCUGGUCUUCAGCCAGGAGACCAGAUCCUGGAGAUAGAAGGCCAGCAUGUUUCUGCCAUGAACUGCGAGACUCUCAUCAACCUGGCGAGGCAGUGUGAGAAUGUGCCUCCCAGCAUUGGAGUGGUCUCACGCAUUCAGCAGAUGGAUAUCAAUCCUGGCCCGGAUGGAAAGUUUGGUUUCAGCCUGAUGUGUAACAGUGGCAACCCACUGCAAGUGGAGAGGGUAGCCCCAGACUCGCCUGCUUCUGAGUGUGGAAUCAAACUGGGAGACUAUGUGCUGGAAGUCAAUGGGAUUCCAGUGAAGCUUUAUGAAGCAGCAGCUGCCAUGAUUAAAUCCUGCCAAGGGAAGGCUCUGAGACUGGGGCUGCUGCGGCUUGGGCGAGUGCAGAGAUGGACCAGCAGCAGUGUACGGGGAUUCGUCCAAAGUGCUGACACCAUCCACCAAGAGAGAAAACAGAAGGCUCAGGAAUUCAACAAGAAGGUUGACGAAAUUCUCGGAGAUCAGCCAGAGGUAAAAGAGAAAGUUUUCACCAUCUUGAAACAGUAUGCAGCAGAGAGGAAGGUGGAAUACUUGGCUUACACCCUUUCCAUGAUUCUCACUAAAGAAUCCCAUCAACUUCUCAUUGACAAUAUCAGGAUCUUCAUCCCCAAGAAACACCGGCAGCGCUUUGAUGAAGUGGUGUCCCAGAGCCUGAUCAGCAAACUCUGCCGGUCAAAGAGCGAGCAGCACACCAACCGGCUGAGGCGCAGCCGCAGCGAAGACCACCAGGAGCGGCUGCUAGUGUCGACCAGGGCAAGCUCGGUGCCUCGGAGCCACGAGGAAGCCAGCAAGGGUUUGCGGAAGACAACUUCUUUGAUCACCAGCAGUGUGGGAUCAGGGGCUGCCCGCAGAACUGUUCGAGUUUACAAAGGCAGCAAAAGCUUUGGCUUCACGUUACGUGGACAUGCCCCCGUGUGGAUUGAGUCCAUUCUGCCUGGCAGCCCAGCUGAGAAGGCUGCUCUCAAAGCUGGAGACCGAAUCUUAUUUCUCAAUGGACUGGAUAUGAGGAAUUGCUCCCAUGAUAAGGUGGUGUCCAUGCUGCAGGGCAGUGGGGCCAUGCCUACCCUGGUUGUGGAAGAAGGGAUGAUCCAUUUUCCAGUUGAUUCUGAGUCUGCUGACUCCCCAAACCCCUCCUCAGCCCUCACCUCCCUGCAGUGGGUGGCAGAGAUACUUCCUUCUAGCAUCAAGAUCCAAGGAAGGACCUUCAAUCAGCAGCUGGAACGUCUGUUGACACCACCCGAGCGCUACAUCAUCUGCAAAUCACUAGAAAGCUUCUUCCAGCAUCGGAACAUCGAUACUCUUAUAGUGGAUGUGUACCCUGUGCUGGACACACCAGUCAAGCAGAUCAUUUGGCAGUUUAUCUACCAGCUAUUGACAUAUGAAGAGCAGGAGCACUGCCAGCAAAAGAUUGCCAGGUUCCUUGGUUACAAGUUGGUGGCAGCUGCAGCAGAGCCAGGGGCAGAGGAACGGCACCGGACUUCAGUUCGAGGGGCUUCAGUAUGUCGGGGAAGCAUUCGAACGCGAGGCCCUGAGGAAGGGGGGACAGGAGCAGGUCACAGUGACACUGGGGAAGUAUCAAGUCGACUGACGCCUGGAGAGAGGCAAGCGGGUGACGGCACAUCCCUUCCAGAGACUCCCAACCCCAAAAUGAUGUCGGCUGUCUAUGCAGAGUUAGAAAAUCGCCUGAUCAGCAGCUUUGCAGGAAAGAUGGCUAAUGCCACCACACACAGAGAUUCACCCCCUGUCCCAGACCAGGCAAACGCUGCAGGUGUUCGAAAGUCGGGGAUGACGAUCUCCUGGCAGAGUGAUCCUUUGCCUUCCCAGCAGUGCUAUUACCACCCACACAGCAGCAUCCCCUCCCCCAGCAGCACAGAGUCCAACCCCUACGUCAGCCUAGACAGCAGCCCUGCCCCUUCACCCAAGCACAUGGACUACACACUCAGCCCACUGUCUCGACGGAAGAAACUCUUCACCUUCUCCAGGCCCCCCCGCAGCCGGGACACAGAUCGCUUCCUGGACGCCUUGAGUGAGGAGCUGGGACACAGGGUCACCAUCGUGGAUGACUUCCUCACACCUGAGAAUGACUACGAGGAGAUGAGUUUCCAUGAUGACCAGGGCAGCUAUGUCACCAAUGAUAUGAGCAGUGCCAGCGAGUACAUCAGCAGCAGCGAUGAAGGGAGCUCUCUGACCUACUCCACCCUAUCCGAUCACAUCCCCCCUCCCCCACUCAGUCCGCCCCCGCCCCCACCGCAGUUCCAUGAUCCAAGACCAGUCACUUUGAGCUCAGAGGCCACCAGAAAUAUCUCCUCCCCACUCUCCAAAACCCUAGGGAGUCACUCACACCCAGUUCCUCCCCCUCCUCCUCCCCCACCUCCCCCACCAGUGCCAUGUGCACCCCCCCUGCUGCAGCGGGGCCUCGUACAUCGCAGGAGUGAAUCCAGCCACAUGAGCGUCAAAAGGCUGCGGUGGGAGCAAGUGGAGAACUCGGAAGGCACCAUCUGGGGGCAGCUUGGAGAAGACUCAGAUUAUGACAAACUGAGUGAUAUGGUCAAAUACCUCGACCUGGAGCUUCAUUUUGGAACUCAAAAGCCUGCAAUUUCUCUUCCAGAGCCAACUCUAUUGCCUGAAUCCUUUAAAAAGAAAGAUGUGGUUGAAAUUUUGUCUCACAAAAAGGCCUACAACACAUCCAUCCUGAUAGCCCACCUCAAGCUCUCACACAUCGAGCUGCGCCAGAUUCUCAUGACAAUGGAGAGCGACCGCCUGGAGUCCUCUCACAUCAAGCAGCUCCUGCUGUAUGCGCCCGAUGCGGAGGAGGUCCAGCAGUACCAGAACUAUCAGGACAAUCCCAGCAAGCUGAGUGAGCCAGACCAGUUUGUCCUGCAGAUGUUAUCAGUACCAGAAUAUAAAACCCGGCUACGCAGCCUUUACUGUAAGACCACCCUGCAGGAGAAGGCAGAGGAGAUCAAAGCCAGCUAUGAGUGUAUUUGCAAGGCAUCCCUGGAGCUGAAAAGCAGCAAGAAACUGGCUAAGAUCUUAGAGUUUGUGCUGGCAAUGGGGAACUAUCUGAAUAACGGGCAACCCAAGACCAAUAAAACGACAGGCUUUAAAAUCAACUUCCUCACUGAGCUGAACACAACCAAGACCGUUGAUGGGAAAUCCACUUUCCUGCACAUUCUUGCCAAAUCACUUAGCCAACAUUUCCCAGAACUUUUGGGUUUUGCCAAGGACCUUCCUACAGUUCCGCUCGCUGCCAAAGUGAAUCAGAGAACAUUAACAGCUGAUCUCAACGACCUUCACACCACCAUCAGUGAAAUAGAGACUGCCUGCCACAGCAUGCCAGCUGCUGAAGAGGACAAAUUUGCUAUUGUGAUGAAUUCUUUCCUGGAGAGCGCCCAUCCCACGAGGCAAUCUCUGGAUGACCUGCAGCAUAAGGCCAUGGAGGAAUUCGGCAAAGUGCUGUCCUUUUUUGGGGAAGACUCCAAAGAGACCACAUCUGAAUCUUUUUUUGGCAUUUUUGCUGAGUUCAUGAGCAAGUUUGAGAGGGCGCUCAGUGACGUGCAGGCCUGCGAAAGCCAGCGCAGUCCCAGGAUGACCUCGCCCCUUGCCUGGUGAUGGGCUUGUGGUGACAUUUGGUGCAACACUUUAUUGCCAACAAAGUGCGAUGGGUUCCUAUUGGUUGUAAAUAUGCUGCUGUCAUGUUAGCACCAAUCAGAACCAUGGACCAAGGCAAAGGGGCUUGUUUAAUGGUAAUCUGGACACUGUAGGCAAAACUUCUGUGAAAAGGCACCAUGGAUGGGUCCUGGGAUGGACGUAGGGGUGGGGCAGGGUUACAGAGUUAAGACAAACACUGUGUUAGUCCUAACUACAGGAUCUUACUUUUAGUGCCCUAGAUUUCCAGUGUAUUGUUGAAUCAGGUUUGCAGACACACCUGCUUAUGUUUUUCAGAAUCUGUACAUGUCGGCAAUAGUAAACCUUGGGAUCCCUGCCCAGGACUCUGUUGUGGGCGCACAAAGCGUUUUCUUCUUCCCAUGUAACAGGGGCUCAGCACUCUCCCACUGUGGGACACAGGCACUGCUCUGCAGGAGUCAGAGGGAGAGCAGGGCCAGGGCCUGCCCCCUACACAGUGAGCAAGAGCUGGUCGGGCACAGAAGCAAGCACAUGGCAUACCCCUUGAAAGGGUGAUGGACCUGCCACUGGAGCAUGCGCUCCAGGGAGCCUUGGGAGGAACCGCUGAUGAGUCAAGCUGAAUUCCUCCUCAGAGUCCCUGCCAUGCUGCAGUCAGAACUCCCACUGACCCCUCACUGGUUGAGUCAGGGCGCUUCAGGGUUUCGCUCAGAAUCUUUAAUCCUGGACUCUUGCAGGGAAAGGUCAGUGACGAUGUCAGGAAAUUACCUCCCAGAAUUGUGCAUGGUGUAUCCACUUUGUCCCCAAACAUGGAUCCAAUAUGGUUCCAUCCGGUUGCUUUAUACAAUGGGACAAUCCUGAAAUUCCUUCCUGGCUGUGUCAUAUUUGCUUAGGUGUGUGGCAAUGACUGAUGGGUCUGGACAGUUCACUAGAAAAUUAACAUCUUCCUCACCAGAUCUAUAUGGACUUGCCAGGAGACAUAGUUCACUGAGCAUCUUGAAGCCUCCAUAGAAAGUAUAAAACCCUUGGCAGUCUAAAAGUCUAGCAAUCCGUGGGAUUCCUUCAAGCAGCUAAAGCCCUGCAGUGUAGCUUCUGAGGCUAGCCAGAGAGCUUAGCAGGAAACCAAGUAUGUGCUGUACCUUUCAAUCAUUUACUGAGGGCCUGUAGUUCUGUGGUAACAUCUGACAUAAUGGAGGAGUCAAUCAAUCCUUCAUGCCAAGUGUAUUCUGUGAACUGCAGAACUGUACGCACCAUGCUCCAUUGUUCUGGCAGCCUCUGAUUAUUCUGUAGGUAAAUUUAAUUAUAUCUGAGAUGUCCUUCUGGGAUUAAUGCUCUACUAGACUUCUGUGGUCUGCGCAUGUGCCUCCAGGUGAUAAAGCUUGCUAAGAUCCUUACAGCAAGAAGCAUCAGUGCGUUCACAUUGUCGGGCAUUAUUUUGUGCAAAAAGCAGUCAUUGCCUUUCAACUCUGAUGUGCUCUAACAUCCUGCUCCUUGAAACACUCCAGCAACAUCUGGAGCUUAGGUAACAUUUCUCAUCCAAAUGCUUCUCCUCACUUGAUGCCAGAGCAAGAGGUCCUAUCACAGCCUGUGCGGAGAGUAGAGAAUCACCAACUGGUGCAUUAUUUACAGGAGACCUUAUGUGCAUCAAAUCCUUUGUUUUCAGUACUUUUUAAAACUCCCUGCUGUAGAAAGUGAUGUAUGUUUCCACAAGUGUUUUCAGUUUUUACAGCUUUAAGUGCCAAGUAGCUUCUAGCAUUGUAUUAUCAGAUGCCCAAGCAUUGCAUUAUCAGAUCUGUGUUUUUUCUUCUUGAUUUAUGAUAGGACAAUGCAUAUUUGUCUCCCUUCGGUGUUUCAGAUGCUGCAUACCGUGUAUAGCUGAUUUUUUUUAAAGCACAUGUUAUGUAUUUAAACCCUUUGAGGUUAUUUUGAAACUGUCAUUAAUGAAAAUGCUGUACAUAGACUUUGCUACCUGUUGUAACUUGACAAAAUAGCUAAAACUCCAGUCGCUUUGUUUCCAGAUAGUAUUUUUAUGUGAAAAUUUUCAGAGAACCAGAACUUCUGAGAUAUGGUUAUAUUAUUUGAUAACAGGACUAUGUGUAUAGUCACAAUUCAGUCUCUACCCAAAACCUGUGUGCUGUCCCCCAAAAUAAAGCUACUGCCUUCUGCCUUCCAA